Messenger RNA from Saccostrea echinata, 939 nucleotides. RefSeq lists its product as uncharacterized. Lineage: Eukaryota; Metazoa; Mollusca; Bivalvia; Ostreida; Ostreidae. The transcript is spliced from 6 exons. Bases 1 to 939 code for a protein of 312 amino acids. The record is from RefSeq and is a predicted model, not a curated record.
AUGACGAUAUACAUUUGGCGCCCACGUUGGGACCCAGGUGUUCUCUGGCGGGUGAAAGUGAUUGCCCCCAGAACUUCGCCCCACAGGCGUCGGCACUCCAAAAGAGAUGAGGACAUCUCAUUCUCUGGAGAGGGACAAUGUGGUAGUAUGACGGGGUUUCAUCUAGCCCUAGUUCUUCUGCAUACGGCACAAGGAGAGACCCAGACAGGAAGUUGCAAAGACAUGUUACAGGGCUACCUGACAGGACAACUAUCGUCUGCUCUUGGAGUAUACCAAGUAGAAGCUCUGAGGCGGGAAUUCAAAAGCUUCACUGAUCUCAUUGAGAAAUCUUUGAAGGAGUUCAAGGAGAAAGUGAACAUCAGAUCCAGAAUAAAGAACAUAAACAACAAAAGCAUUGAAUAUACAAGAUGGGGGAAGAAGAUAUGUCCCUCAAACGCAAAAUUAGUUUAUUCCGGAUUCGUCGGAGGAUCAUAUUAUACGCAUACAGGAGCAGCCGUAGAACCUCUUUGUUUACCGAGGGAUCCAGAAUGGGGGAUCUACAGGGAUGGAAAUGAUGGAACCAAGGCUUGUGUUUACGGAGCAGAAUACAUUUUAACAAACACAUUAAAGGGUCGCUUUACUUCACUUCAGUACCAUGAUGUACCCUGUGCUGUGUGCCUUGCUCAAAAUAGAUCCAUUGUAAAAAUGUUCCCAGCAAGAAAAACCUGUUACAAAGGCUGGAAUCUCGAGUACCAGGGUUACCUAAUGGCUGGAUGUUAUGGUCAUGCAGCUGGUACAACAUACAAGUGUGUAGAUGAGAAUCCAGAUACCUUGCACGGUGGUCAAGCUGCAAAACACGGCUAUCUAUUUUAUUUUGUAGAGGGUUGCUGUGGUUCAUUGAAAUGUCCACCAUAUGUUGAUGGGAGAGAACUUGUUUGCGCUGUCUGUUCCAAGAAGUAA